Perca fluviatilis (European perch) is the source of this 2193-nucleotide messenger RNA. RefSeq lists its product as uncharacterized. The record is from RefSeq and is a predicted model, not a curated record. Lineage: Eukaryota; Metazoa; Chordata; Actinopteri; Perciformes; Percidae. Bases 185 to 652 code for a protein of 155 amino acids. The transcript has 3 exons.
CAGAAGAAGAACCUCCACCCGACGCGGAAGCUAAAGCAGAGACGGGCCGGCUAAAGCUAAAGCUCGGCUAAAUCAGCUGAAGGAGCAGUGGAGUCUGGAGCGAGUUGUGAGUCCUGAAGACUUUCUGUCCGUCAGCGUGAAUUCACUAUCUUCACUUCUAUCGAUUAGGAUGAAAUCAUAAAACAUGGCGGUGCAGGUGUGGUGCCUGUCGUUCCGGCAGCCGUACGCCGGUCUGGUUCUGGACGGCGUGAAGACGGUGGAGAGCCGCUGGCGGCCGCUGCUCGCCGCGCUGGAGAGCCAGACGCUGGCGGUGCACAUCGCCCGGCGGGACUGGGACGGGGACGAGUGGCAGGCGGUGCUGAGCGGCCCGCUGGGGCUAACCCCCCCUCAGAUACAAGCGCUCCUCCAGUCCGGGGAGAGGUUCGGCCGGGGCGUGGUGGCUGGAUUGGUGGACGUGGGCGGGACCUGGCAGUGCCCCCCCUCCCUGCAGGGGGCGGAGCUUAAGGAGCUGGAGCGCUCGGCUGCUCUGAUUGGUCUGCAGGAGAAACACCUGACCCGGCUGACCAACCCGCGCUGGCUGAAGGCGCCGCUGAGCGCCCGGGGGGGGCGCGACCUCUGGUCCGUGGAGAUCCCCGCAGAACUGUUACCAUGACGAUGCACACGCCAAAGACUCUCAGGGCAGUUACCAUGACGACGGACAGACGGACUCUGAGACGGACGUCUCUGGUCUGUUGCCGAGGUUUUGGGGCUUUUUUCUACAUUUCUUUUUCUAUGAAGUCUGAAGUCAGAGAUUCCCGUCCAGACCAAGUCCCCAUGGUCCCAGACCUGUUCCUGUCCAGACCAAGCCCCCAUGGUCUGGACAAGUCUCUGGUCUGCUGCCUUUAUAUUUUUUAGACGUUUUUUAAGGUUUUUUCAACGUUUCUGUCACUUUGUCUACGUUUCUUUUCUAUAACGUUUAGAGUCGAGAUCAGAGCAGAGACGAGUGUCUUCUUUUGUCUUUCUUUUGCAUUUGUGUGAACAUUUUUCAUUAAAUUUCCGGAAACUUUCCAUGGAAAGUUUAGCUGGGGAAUUUUGGAAACUUUUAUGGGAAUUAAUGGAAAUUUUGAUGGGAGGUAUUUCUUGGGCAGUCUUCACUCAGCUGCUGAAUGAUGGAUUCUAGGAAUCCAAAUAAGUGGGCGUGGCCUCUAUAGCCCAGCAGUAGGCUAGCCCAAACCAUUGACCGUUAGCUUAGCAUAUGAAGGUAGCUAGCAUGCUGCCUUUGAUUUAUUAUGGUUAUGGUUAUAUGCGUGCUAAGCUAACCAUCAGCGCUGUCUAUUGUUUCCAGCCUAUCAAGAACAAGUGGGCUAUACAAUUAACACUCAUAGGUUAAGUAUUACCCCCCCAAAAUUAAAUAAACUACCGUAUUUUAAGAACUAAAUGACCAGUAUGUAGUAAUAAUAAUAAUAAUAAUAAUAAUGCAUUUUAUUUAUAGGCGCCUUUCUAAACACUCAAGGUCACCUUACAAAAUCAGCAAUAAAACAUUCAAUCCAUUAAAAAGCAAUCAGAGAAACAGGCAAUAAAAUAUAAUACUAUUAUCCCUUUAUUAUACAAAAAAAGGGUGGGGUCAUUACAGUCAAAGCAAAAAUGAGGAAAAAAAAAAAAAGAGAAAAAAAAGAAAAAGAGAGUAAGCCUGUCUGAAAAGAUGAGUUUUUAGGUGAGAUUAGAAAGUGGUUAUGGACGUGGAGUGUUGAAUGUAGUGGGACAGAGUAGCUUCUGCUGAUGAAUAUAGGGAGGACGUUCAACUGAAGUUGCAUUAAAUCAGGUUGUUUUAACCAAGAUAAUGCUGUAAGAUCCCUGUUAUAGACUAACACUAUUAUAACAAGCAACAUUACAAAUAUCCAGUUUAUUCCCGUUAAUUCCCAUUUAUUCCCGUUAAUUCCCAUGGAAAGUUUCCAACUUUGAAAAUUCCCGGAAUUUUGCAACCUUUUUUGAGUUUUUUUAAAAAAUAUUUUUGUGUCUUUAUUGACGUUUGUAGCAUGUUAGCAUGUAAAGGGUUAGGGUUGGGGGGGUAGUAGAGUUCAGAGCAGAGACUCGUGUCGAGAAGCAAAACAAGCGUGAGAAACGUGUGAAGAAGUGGUGACCUUGAAAAGGUGGAGCUGUGUUCUCUGUAAAGACUUUAAAUCUGUUUUGUUAAUAAAGUUUCUUUAAACUCCA